AUGUCUGAACUCACCUUCGCAUCCAUCAAUGCCAAUGGGCUGAAUACGCCUGAGAAACGUUCCUCCAUUCUCCGGCUCUUAUGGUGUAAAAAGGUGCAGAUUGCCUUCAUUCAGGAGACCCACUUUCGCAAGGACUCUAUGCCGAAAUUUGGUUCCCCCAGAUACCCGGAUGCCUACCACAGCUGCUACGACUUAUCCAAAUCUAGGGGUGUGAGUAUCCUUAUUGCCAGAUCUACUCCCUGGGAAUUCCUAGAUUCGAGCUCGGAUGAUACCGGUAGGUUUCUGUUUGUCAAAGGUAAACUAGGUGGCCAGGUGUAUACUUUGGCUAACAUAUACCUUCCUAACACGAAACAACUGAGAGCCCUAACUAGAAUUCUAUCUAAAUUAGAUGAUUUUGCUGAAGGCACUCUAUUGGUCGGAGGAGAUCUAAAUGUCGCACUGGAUCCACUUGUGGAUGUAUCGAAGGGUUCCUCUCACUUGGCCUAUUCCUAUAUCCGCCGUAUCAGGAGCCUUCUCCAUACUCAUCAGUUGAUAGACGUUUGGCGUACAGUCCAUCCGGAAACCAGGGAUUAUACGUUCUACUCGGCCCCUAGAGAUGUGUAUUCUAGAUUGGAUUACUUUCUAAUUAGACACUCGGCUGUUCCACUAGUAGCUUCCUCCUCAAUUGACCCUAUUACUUUCUCUGACCACGCCAUGCUGCAUGUCUCCUUGAAAUCUCCUCUUCCUACGGCUAGAUCUUGGCAGUGGCGUCUUAAUGAGUCGUUAAUGCAGGAUCUGGUAAUCUCGCAAGACAUUGACCUAGCUCUUUCACGUUAUUUUGAGGAAAACCAGGUUAAUGAUACCUCUCCUUUGACAGUGUGGGCUGCCCAUAAGUGUGUGAUUAGAGGGGAGUUCAUCAGACAUGGAGCUCGGCGUAAGAAGGAAAGGGCACUGGAAAUCUCUCAAAUCCUGAGGGAGAUUUCAGAUUUGGAGCAGUUGCAUAAACGCUCUCAUGCGCAAUCGGCUCGUUCAGCUCUUGUACUAGCCAGAUGUAAACUCAAGGAUAAGUUAGACACCCGUACAAAUUUUCUUUUAUCCAAGGGUAGGAGGCAUUUCUUCGAGUAUGGUAAUAAAUGUGGCAGGCUACUGGCCAGAUCAUUGAGGGAACAGAGAGCUAGGAAUUACAUUCCCAGUAUCACUCCUCCUAGAGGUCACGCUCUGAGUAACCCCGAUUCCAUAACGGAGGCUUUUGCCCACUUCUAUCGAGACCUUUAUAAUUUACCGCAGUCUACCCAAGCUGGUUUGUCAUUGGACUCAGUCAUGAGUACAUACCUGUCAGCUUCAGGUUUACCUAAACUACCGAGUGAGGCCCUUGAGGGUCUGAAUGGCCAAAUUACUACUGAGGAGAUAGGUGUAGCCCUAAAGUCGAUGCAACCUAGUAAGGCGCCGGGUCCUGACGGGCUUCCGGCCUCAUACUAUAAGAGAUAUCUCUCCCUUCUUCAAACACCUCUUGCUAACGCCCUGAACUGUGUGAGCUCUGGUACUCCCCUCCCUAGGGAUAUGUUACACGCUCACAUUACUGUGAUCCACAAGGAAGCUGGCAUUGAAAUUGAUGGACAUUUGGAAACUGAUUCAGAUACUGAUGAUGAGGAAGAGGAAGAGAACACAAAAAGAAAGAUAACUGGCAGAAAGUCAGCCCAAAAAGACUCUCAAAGGAAAAAUGAGAGUGAAGAAGAUAGUAGUGAAGAUGAGUCACCAAGAGGAAACAGAAAGACAAGGAGACGAGCCAAAUCAGGACAAAAUAAUGAGGAGGAGGAGGAGGAGGAAGCUGAAGAAAAAGGAGCCAGGACAACAGGUUACAGGGGCAGAGCUAAUGCUAAGAAGAGAGUAAAGGAGGAAGAAAAUAGUGAGAAGAAGGGAAAGAAGGAUGAACAAAAGAAGAGUGGCAGUGAUUCGCAAUCUUCAGCUUCCUCCUCAGAUGAAGAAUCAAUGACUGAAGAAGAAAUGGUGAAAUUGAUGGAACAAGUUGAGGAAAAGAAGAAGUUGAUUUCUACCAUUAGGAAUAAGCCAUGGCGCAUGAAGAAAAAACUUGCCAUUUUAAGGGAUGCUCAGAAAUUUGUGGAAAAAUUUGAAGGUGCACUGGGAAAGGGAAAAGGGAAGAAAUUCUAUGCAUACAAAGUCAUGAUGCUAAAGAAAUGGAUCAAAUUUAAACGGGACUUUGAAAAUUUUAGAACAGCCUGCAUACCAUGGGAAAUGAAGAUUAAAGAGGUGGAAAGUCACUUUGGUUCAUCUGUUGCAUCUUACUUUAUAUUCUUGAGGUGGAUGUAUGGAGUAAACUUGGUGCUCUUUGGUCUAAUAUUUGGACUUGUGGUAAUUCCAGAGAUAUUAAUGGGUUUGCCAUAUGGCAGUUUACCACGAAAGACAGUGCCUAGAAAUGAAGAAAAAACUGCCAUGGAUUUCUCAGUCCUUUGGGACUUUGAGGGUUAUGCCAAAUAUUCUGUUUUGUUCUAUGGUUUUUACAACAACCAACGCACAAUUGGAUGGCUGAAGUACAGACUGCCACUUUCUUAUUUCUUGGUUGGAGUUGGUGUCUUUGGAUACAGCUUGAUGGUGGUUAUCAGAACGAUGGCAAGUAAUGCCAAUGAAAGCACAGGUGAUGGAGAUGAUGGGGAUUAUAACUUCAGCUUUAAAAUGUUCACUAGCUGGGAUUACUUAAUAGGAAACCCAGAGACAGCAGAUAACAAAUUUGCAUCCAUAACUACCAGUUUUAAGGAAUCUAUUGUAGAUGAAGAGGAAAGCAAUAAAAAUGAAAACAUUCAUCUUACUAGAUUCCUCCGGGUUUUGGCCAAUGUAAUGAUAAUAUGCUGCUUGUGUGGAAGUGGUUAUCUUAUCUACUUUGUUGUUAAACGCUCACAGACAUUCUCCAAGAUGCAGAAUAUUGGCUGGUAUGAAAGAAAUGAGGUUGAGAUAGUGAUGUCGUUGCUUGGUAUGUUUUGUCCCCCACUGUUUGAAACUAUUGCAAAUUUAGAAGAUUACCAUCCUCGGGUGGCAUUAAAGUGGCAGUUGGGAAGAAUCUUUGCUUUGUUCCUUGGCAAUCUAUACACAUUCUUGCUUGCUCUGAUGGAUGAUGUUAAUGAGAAACUAGCUCAAGAGGAUGCUGUAAAGAAUGUCACUUACUGGACUUUAUACAACUACUACAAUUCUACCACCAACAUAAAUGGAACAGACACCACCCCACCACCCCUACCUCCUGCUGAUGUCCCUAGAGGUCCCUGCUGGGAAACUAAUGUUGGAGUUGAAUUUGUAAGGCUGACCGUAUCUGAUAUUAUGGUGACAUAUGUGACUAUUCUAGUUGGGGAUUUCCUCCGUGCCUGCUUUGUAAGAUUCAUGAACUACUGUUGGUGCUGGGACUUGGAAGCUGGGUUUCCUUCCUAUGCAGAAUUUGAUAUAAGUGGAAAUGUGUUGGGUCUGGUCUUCAAUCAAGGAAUGAUUUGGAUGGGUUCUUUUUAUGCUCCUGGAUUGAUAGGAAUCAAUGUUCUCAGGCUGCUGACCUCUAUGUACUUCCAAUGUUGGGCAGUUAUGAGUAGUAAUGUUCCCCAUGAACGUGUAUUUAAAGCAUCUAAAUCAAAUAACUUUUACAUGGGCCUUCUUCUGCUUAUCCUUUUUUUGAGUCUACUGCCAGUAGCCUACACAAUCAUGUCUCUCCCGCCUUCAUUUGACUGUGGACCUUUCAGUGGGAAGAAGAGAAUGUUCGAUGUUAUCCAGGAAACAAUGGAAACUGACUUCCCACCUUUUGUUGCCAAAAUUCUGAGUUCUAUAGCAAAUCCUGGAUUAAUCAUACCAGCCAUUCUGCUUAUGAUAUUAGCAAUUUAUUACCUCAAUGCUGUAUCAAAAGCAUAUCAGCAAGCAAACAUAGAUUUGAAGAAGAAAAUGCAGAUGCAAAGGGAAGAGGAAAAAAAUAAGAGGAAUAAUAAUACACAAGCCAAUUCUGUUAUGAGAGAUCUAGAAGAACUACUUCCUCCAAGUGCAAGAAAUGCCCUCAGGCUUCAAAAUAAUGCAACAGGUAUGAAAGGGUAUGAUGGGUCUGAAAAAAGCUGA
Messenger RNA from Bufo gargarizans (Asiatic toad), 4077 nucleotides. Its product is annotated as transmembrane channel-like protein 2. Gene Ontology annotation, molecular function: catalytic activity; mechanosensitive monoatomic ion channel activity. The record is from RefSeq and is a predicted model, not a curated record. Gene Ontology annotation, cellular component: plasma membrane. Gene Ontology annotation, biological process: detection of mechanical stimulus involved in sensory perception of sound; vestibular reflex. Bases 1 to 4077 code for a protein of 1358 amino acids. Lineage: Eukaryota; Metazoa; Chordata; Amphibia; Anura; Bufonidae. The transcript has 19 exons.